AUGAGCAAGGCCAAAUUUAGGUUGAGCUCGCUCUUCCACUCCAGCCCGUCCCCGAGCCCCGACGCGGAGACCAAGAAGCAGAACCGCCGGUCCUUCUCCGCCCUGUCAUCAUCCCGCCGACACAAGGAUGUCGAAUCCAACGUAGUCCCGUCAAAAUCUGAGCCAAAGCCAAAGCCAGAACCGUCCACUUCCCGGAUGAUCGCACUUGCUCAGACGAUUACCAAAGCUACGGAGAAGUUAGAGGCGCAUAUGACGUCCCAGGGUCUGCCCAUGCCCGAUUUUGACGACGUCGAUUCCCCAGCCGAUUUCCCGACCCUCCCUCCGGACGUUCAGCAGAGCCGGCAGGAGAUCAUCCAUGCGACCAAGGAGUUGGGGCGCCUGGCCCACGGCCCGCGUGAGUCUGUGAGGUGGGGGGUUUGGGAGUACCUUGAUACCGUGGCCCUUACCGCCCUUAACCAUUACGGGAUUGCAAAACUCGUCCCCAUCGACUCAACCAUUACCCUCACCGAGUUGCAAACCAAGACCUCCCUGGAUCCCAUCAACCUCGCCCGGCUGCUCCGCAUGGCCAUGACCAACGGCAUCUUCCGGGAACCCAGCCCCGACGUAAUCGCCCACACCGCAGCGUCCCGCGUCCUCGCCGAAGACGCCAACAUGCAAGCCUGGAUCGGUUUCAACGGCGAAGACAUCUUCCCCUCCGCGGGCCACGUCCUCCAAGCCCUCCAAACCUACCCCGAAGCCACCUCCCUCACCCAGUCCGGCUUCCAAUUCGCCUUCAACACCGUCGACAAAGAACCCAUGUUCGUCACCUUCGGCAAAGACCCCGCCCGCGCCCGACGCAUGGGCCAGUCCAUGGCCAGCCUGACAGGCGGCGAAGGGUACGAGCCGGCGUUCUUCGUCGACGUGGACAAGGGCGGCUACGACCUGAGCGACCUUGACGCGGCGGGCGGCACGUUUGUCGACGUGGGCGGUUCGCACGGUUUCCUGUGCGUCGACCUCGCCGCGCGGUACAAGAACCUCAAGUUUGUCGUGCAGGACCUGCCGAAGACUGUCGACAGCGCGCCUAAGCCGCUGAGCGCGGAUCCCCAGGUCGCUGAGCGGAUUACUCUGCUAGCGCACGAUUUCUUUACCGAACAGCCGACCAAGGGCGCGGAUGUGUAUUUCUUCCGCUGGAUCAUGCAUAAUUACUCGACGCCGUAUGCGGUGCGCAUUUUGAAGAGUUUGAUUCCUGCUCUUAAGCCGGGCGCGCGUGUUGUCAUUAACGAUCACUGUUUGCGGGAGGCGGGGCAGGAGAACCCUUGGGAUGAGAAGGUUAUUCGGCGCAUGGAUGUUAUUAUGUUGACGCUGCUGAAUGCGCAGGAGCGGACGGAGAGGGAGUUUAGAGAGUUGUUUGCUGCGGCGAGUGAGGGGUUUGUUUUCAAGGUGAGUCUUAUGAGAAAGAAAAGGAGAGAGAGAUGA
This is a messenger RNA of Dichotomopilus funicola, 1455 nucleotides long. Its product is annotated as O-methyltransferase-domain-containing protein. The record is from RefSeq and is a predicted model, not a curated record. Gene Ontology annotation, molecular function: O-methyltransferase activity. The transcript has 4 exons. The coding region runs from base 1 to 1455 and encodes 484 amino acids. NCBI's taxonomy places the organism in Eukaryota, Fungi, Ascomycota, Sordariomycetes, Sordariales, Chaetomiaceae.